GCGCGGGCGGGCGGGCCGGCAGGCCGGCAGGGGAUGCCGCUCGGGGCGCCGCGGUCCUCGUGCCAGUGAGGGCCUCGCGCCGCCGCAGCCAUGACGGUGGAGUUCGAGGAGUGCAUCAAGGACUCGCCGCGCUUCAGGGCAACUAUCGACGAGGUGGAAACGGACGUGGUUGAGAUCGAGGCCAAACUGGACAAGCUGGUGAAGCUGUGCAGCGGCGUGAUCGAGGCUGGCAAGGCCUACGUCACCACCAACAGGCUCUUCGUGAGUGGCGUCCGCGACCUGUCCCAGCAGUGCCAGGGCGACACCGUCAUCUCGGAAUGUCUGCAGAGGUUCGGAGACAGUCUGCAGGAGAUGGUCACCUACCACAUGAUCCUGUUUGACCAGGCCCAGAGGUCUGUGCGGCAACAGCUCCACAACUUCGUCAAAGAAGAUGUGCGGAAGUUUAAGGAGACGAAGAAGCAGUUCGACAAAGUUCGGGAGGACAUGGAGCUGUCCCUGGUGAGGAAUGCCCAGGCCCCAAGGCACCGGCCCCACGAGGUGGAGGAGGCCACGGGUGCCCUGAUCCUUGCCCGAAAGUGCUUCCGCCACCUAGCACUGGACUACGUGCUCCAGAUCAACGUUCUCCAGGCCAAGAAGAAGUUUGAGAUUUUGGAUUCUAUGCUGUCCUUCAUGCACGCCCAGUACAGCUUCUUCCAGCAGGGCUACAGCCUGCUGCACCAGCUGGACCCAUACAUGAAAAAGCUGGCGGCUGAGCUGGACCAGCUGGUGAUCGACUCGGCAGUGGAAAAGCGGGAGAUGGAGCGCAAGCACGCCGCCAUCCAGCAGCGGACACUGCUGCAGGUGAGUGGGCGCCCACCCUGGGGGGAGGGGGCCCCCGGUGGGCAGGGCCUCUGCCCUUCCCGCCCCGCGGCGUUUCAGCACCAAGGACACCUCCACGGCCCCGGAGCGCGGCCCGCUCCAGCGGAGGUGGCUGAGCUGGGACCGCGUCCCCUGCGGGAGCAGCUGCAGCUGUCCCUCCCCGCCCCCACUCAGCCAGGGGAGCAGGUGGCUGGGCCCCCUCUCCCACCGCCGGACACCCAGGACAACGCUCAGUGUCUCCCCAGCCCGCGUGAAUGGAGCUCUGUCAGGCGGGUCGGACAGCCCAGCUGGCGACAUGAAUGGGCAGCUUCCUUCCUGACCCCAGAGCCUGCUGCUCUGCCAGGCUGGGGGGUGGGGGCUGGAGCUCUCCGGGCCCCCAGCUGUGACGGGAGGCAUCUGCCCCCACGGGGUUUCGGGUCAGGAAGCGGCUGUGAAGACCCCCCCUCCACCUUGCCUCUGGGGCAGCCCGAGAGGGCGGCGGGGUCCCCGCAGCCGCGGGUGGGUGCUCACUGGGGGCCGGGCUCCGACCGCCCCCAGGACUUUUCCUACGAUGAGCCCAAGGUGGAGUUUGACGUGGAUGCUCCCAGUGGUGUGGUGAUGGAGGGCUACCUCUUCAAGAGGGCCAGCAACGCCUUCAAGACGUGGAACCGGCGCUGGUUCUCCAUCCAGAACAGCCAGCUGGUCUACCAGAAGAAGCUCAAGGAUGUGCUGACCGUGGUGGUGGACGACCUCCGGCUCUGCUCCGUGAAGCCCUGUGAGGACAUCGAGCGGAGGUUCUGCUUUGAGGUCGUGUCGCCCACCAAGAGCUGCAUGCUGCAGGCCGACUCGGAGAAGCUACGGCAGGCGUGGGUUCAGGCUGUGCAAGCCAGCAUCGCAUCCGCCUACCGGGAGAGCCCCGACAGCUGCUACAGCGAGAGGCUGGACCGCACGGCGUCCCCGUCCACAAGCAGUAUCGACUCUGCCACGGAUGCUCGGGAACGCAGCGUCAAGGGCGAGAGUGUGCUGCAGCGCAUGCAGCACGUGGCUGGGAACAGCCAGUGCGGCGACUGCGGGCGGCCGGACCCGCGCUGGGCCAGCAUCAACCUGGGCGUGCUGCUCUGCAUCGAGUGCUCGGGCAUCCACAGGAGCCUGGGCGUCCACUGUUCCAAGGUGCGGUCCCUGACCCUGGACUCGUGGGAGCCGGAGCUGCUGAAGCUGAUGUGUGAGCUGGGAAACAGCACCAUGAACCGGAUCUACGAGGCCCAGUGCGAGGGGCCGGGCGGCAGGAAGCCCACAGCCAGCAGCCCCAGGCAGGACAAGGAGGCUUGGAUCAAGGACAAAUACGUGGAAAAGAAGUUUGUGCGGAGGCCGCCCUCGGCACCGGCCCGGGAGGCCCCGCGGCGCUGGCGGGCGCAGAAGUGCCAGCGCCACCACAGCUCCCCCCGUGCCCGCACCACCCGCCGCAGCAAAAUCCGGAUGGAGCCCGUCCCGCCCUCUGUGGCUGCUCUGUGCUCAGGCCCCACAGAGCCCAGGUUCCGCAGGGACUCCCUGUUCUGCCCGGAUGAGCUGGACUCCCUCUUCUCCUACUUCGACGCGGGGGCUGCUGCAGCCGGUCCACGCAGUCUGAGCAGCGACAGUGGCUUAGGGGGCAGCUCCGACGGCAGCUCGGAUGUCCUGGCCUUCGGCGUGGGCUCCGUGGUGGACCGCGUCACUGAGGAGGAGGGUGCCGAGUCGGAGGAGUCCAGCGGCGAGGCGGAUGGAGAGGCGGAGGCCUGGGGCCUGGCGGACGUGCGCGAGCUGCACCCCGGGCUACUGGCGCACCGCGCGGCGCGCACUCGAGACCUCCCCGCACUGGCCUCGGCUCUGGCACAAGGGGCUGAGGUCAACUGGGCUGACGCGGAGGACGAGGGCAAGACGCCGCUGGUGCAGGCCGUGCUGGGGGGCUCCUUGAUCAUCUGUGAAUUCCUCUUGCAAAAUGGAGCAGACGUGAACCAAAGAGACAGCCGGGGCCGGGCGCCCCUGCACCAUGCCACGCUCCUGGGCCGCACGGGCCAGGUCUGCCUGUUCUUGAAGCGGGGGGCGGACCAGCAUGCCUUGGACCACACGCAGCAGGACCCACUGAGCAUCGCGGUGCAGGAGGCGAAUGCAGACAUCGUCACGCUUCUCCGUCUGGCGCGCAUGGCCGAGGAGAUGCGUGAGGCCGAGGCGCCCCCCGGCCAGCCGGGCCCCCUGGCUGGCAGCAGCCCCACCGAGCUCCAGUACCGCAGGUGCAUCCAGGAGUUCAUCAGCCUCCACCUGGAUGAGAGCUAGGGCGGCCGGGCCUUGGCGGGACCCCCACCAGCCCAUUUGCUGAGAGCCCUGGAGCUCCUGGAGCCCUGCUGCCUGCUCCGCCCCACUCGGAGCUGCCCUGACCCCCAAGGCCCGGAGCAGGACCCCAGCACUGAGUCUUCUGAAGCUCCAUGUCUCCCCCGGGAGGUGCUGCAUCACCGCACCCAGGGACCCUGUGUCUUCGGGUGACCCCUCCCUAGGGGGCCUGGGUUGCUCGUGUCACAAACCACUCUCAAGGCCCCACGUCACCUCGUGCCCCUCUCUGCUCCCCCAGGCCCAUGUCACCUCAUGCCCCUCUAUCCCUGGGGCCCAUGCCGCUUGGUGCCCCCCUUUGCCCUCAGGGCCUGUGUCACCUUGUGCCCCCACUUUACUGCCCAAGAACACUGACCUGCUAGUGGGGGCCCUCCCACACCCCCUGAACCCCUCCACUAGGCCCUGGGGCUGGUGGCUGGCCACCAGCACGUGGCGAGGGCACAAGGGGCCGCCCAUCCAGGGAAUCAACCCGCGUACCUCACUUAGUGACCCCAGCAUCCAGGCUGGGCUUCUUGGGUGCUUGGGGGGCUCUGGCCUGGGGCCUCAGCCCUGGCUGGGUGCGGAUGUCCCGAGGCCGAGGCCGUGUGGCUGGCCAUGCAAGCCCUCGUGCCCCGCAGCCCCACCCAUCCCCCCCCCUUUUCCCACAGCGGGUGGCAGGGGUGUGGCUCUUCCCACCCCUGCAUCCGACAUCCUUUGUCACGGACUGAGGGGUUUUCUACAAUGACCUCGUUCUCACUUUGUCUCGUGUCUUUUCUCUGGACUCAAGGACCACUUUGACCCCCAGCUCUGCCUGCUGCUAGGGGAGGCGCCUGCAGCUCAGCCCUGCCCCCUCGCCAGCCUUCACCCCCCCACCACCGGCUCGGCCCAUGGGCCCUCGGCUGGCUCCCCAGGGCCCUCUGAUGCCUUCCGCAUUCCCCUUCCCAGAGCCCUGGGGCACCAGCUGGGCCUCUCCCCAGCUCGGGCCCUCGGCCAGGCCAAGGCCACCUGGUUGCUCACUAUGCAAAGACUGCCCAGGGAGGCCCCAUGGGCAGCAAGGUGGGUGCAGACUGGGCCCCCAGCUCCCUCGACUGCUGGCUGUGACCCCUAGAGAGCAGAAUUAACGCCUUCCUCUCUCCCUGCUUGAGCUCUGCCCCCGCCUCCCGCCCCACUGCCUGCAUCAGGGGCUUUGCUGCGGCCUCGGCUGGCUGGCGGGACCCGCCUCCGUUCCAGAUCACAGUUAAUAAACGGCCGCUUGCACCUGCCGCCUCGCCUCGCCCACCUCACUCCGCUGUCUCGGCUGGGGAACGGGGGGUCUCUGUGUCCCCUGCUUUCCCCAAGGGGAGGCCCUGCGUGGGACAGCACCAGUCGUGCCCCCAGAGGGUGUAGUAAGCCAGAGCCCGGUGCUCCCGCCGGCGGCCUGAUAGCAGCCAGGGCUGUUCUGAUUAAAACCAACUCCUGAC
Physeter macrocephalus (sperm whale) is the source of this 4637-nucleotide messenger RNA. It is a transcript of the gene ACAP3, whose product is annotated as ArfGAP with coiled-coil, ankyrin repeat and PH domains 3. The record is from RefSeq and is a predicted model, not a curated record. NCBI's taxonomy places the organism in Eukaryota, Metazoa, Chordata, Mammalia, Artiodactyla, Physeteridae. Gene Ontology annotation, cellular component: cytoplasm. Gene Ontology annotation, molecular function: protein binding; GTPase activator activity.